ACAUUUGUUCCCUGAACCAUUAGACCAUCUGUAUUACAGUAGAGUGGGUUUCAGGGUGGCGAUUUCCUUCACCUCACACAACCACAAGGAUUCCUCAGAAGGUUAUUACUAAGAAUUCCACCCUUCCUCUAGAACACUCCUCCGGGUUUUAGAAAGGAGUGCGAGUUUACCCCGGGGAAGUUCCAGCCCAUUUUUGGAGAUGUUCCUCAGGGCCGCUGUCCAUCAAGGAAACCUCUAGAAAGCUGUGGAGUGAAGACGAGGAGAGAAGAAAAGCGAGCCGCUGCACAAAGUCCACGCAGAGGUUUUUGCGCACUGGGUCGUGCGUAAUCGGACACACACGCGGAUACACACACGCGGACACACACUCCGAGUGCCAUCAUGGCUCAGGCGAAAAUCAACUCCAGAAUGAACACCGACGCGUCCAAAGGCAAAUUCAGCAGGUCGGUAUCGAUGGCGGAUCGCUCCAUGCGCUUACUGGAGAGUCUGGAUGAGAUUGAAAUAAGGGUGGAGACACUGAGGGAAGCAGCCACAGCCAUGGAGCAAGAGAGGGAGUGCUUACUCGAGAUGAUCCAGUCCAUUCAGAACAGCCAGGAAAUGAGAAGCAUAUGUGAUGGAGAGCGAGAGGAACUCUCUCUGACCGCUAAUAGACUCAUGGGCCGGACGCUGACCGUGUCCGUCUCUGUAGACACCAUCCGGAACCCACAGCAGGAAGACGCGCUGAGGACGGCCAUGGCAGUCAUCGACGAAAUCGCUGCCAAAGUCCUGGAUGACAUGAAGAACGCGAGGAAGAAGCUGCAGGCUCUCCACGCAGCCUGUCUCACCGAAGCACCGCUCGUUCCCAUCGACCAGAAAUUCCAGAGCAUCGUGAUCAGCUGCGCGCUGGAGGACCAGAAGAAAAUCAAGCGGCGACUCGAGACGCUCAUACGGAACAUGGACAACUCGGAGAAAACCAUUCGGAUCAUGGACAGCCAGAAGGUGGACAAGUCCGAAAGUGCAAAUGGGAAAUGAUGACACAGGGUUUGGAUGGAACAGGGUGUGGAGUGUCGUGUCUUCACUAAUCACUGGGAUCAGCACCACGUUUGUACAGUAUAUGAUGUGUUUAUAGAACACAGUGUUGUACCACCAUUCUUUUGACUUUUAUAACUACAAUAUGAGUAACAGAGAUGCACCAAAUAAAUAAUUUAUUAAGUCAAGGCAACAUUUGUUUCCUCCACUUGACUCAUUCUAAAUAAACACCAAAUAAUGCACAAGCUUGA
Messenger RNA from Silurus meridionalis, 1256 nucleotides. RefSeq names its product BCL2 associated athanogene 2 (gene bag2). Gene Ontology annotation, molecular function: adenyl-nucleotide exchange factor activity; protein-folding chaperone binding. The transcript has 3 exons. Lineage: Eukaryota; Metazoa; Chordata; Actinopteri; Siluriformes; Siluridae. The record is from RefSeq and is a predicted model, not a curated record. The coding region runs from base 379 to 1008 and encodes 209 amino acids. Gene Ontology annotation, biological process: protein stabilization.